AGUAUGUCCAAAAACAAGAUACAUAGGUAACUUUGGCCAAUAUGUCGGAGUCCUCAGACACAGAAAAUGAUGCUGUAGAAAAAGCCAUCGCUAUGUGCAGAACUGCACAGGGAAUGAUCGACUUCACAGCUAAGCACCUGGACGGAUUAAGGACUCAAUGUGACCCAUCAGAAGAACUUACUCAGAAGGAGAUUAGAAACACCGAGAGUAAGCUGAUCAAACUAUUCAGUAAACAGCUGGUAGCCAAAGCUCAGUUGGCCACAGACGAUGUCCAUGACAAAUUGUCAGAGUAUCCCAAGACAGAACAGUGGCUCACUGUGGUCGGUUUGGAGAAAGAUGUCAUCAAGGGUGUUCUUCAAAGGGAAAUUACUCUAACAUCACUUCUGGACAUGCGAGAAGAUGAGGUGAAAAAUCUGCUGCUGAGGUUUGAUUCCAAAGAGGAGGACCACAGAAAGUUCAACUGUGCUCUUCGUAACCUGAAGAAAUGGACAGAACACCUGUUGGUUGGAGAUACAGGUGGGGACAGUGAUAAAGACUUAAGUUGGACCAACUAUACACAGGCUUCCAGUAGUCCAUACAGUGGCAGUUCCCCAGGCUACCACUCGGGUCGACCCUCCAUCUCUUCCCUUCCCCCAGAAAACAUUCAGCCUGUGCCCAUUCCAACUUCCCCACAGAGCACCCCUCCAUCACCAGUCCCUGCUACCCACACAGAUAGAACCAGGUAUACGCCUCCCCCGACGCCUCCUCUGACAGGAAGAGCAGCAGGAAACUCACGGAUGACUGGCACCCCACCCACAAAUCGUCGCCAUAUCCUCAUUCCCGAUUAUCCUCUCACAAAGAGUCGUUCUCAUGAGUCUCAGCUAGCCAACCGAGUCACGGACAUCGAUGGACCAAAGUACAGUAAGAAGAAACCUACCAAUCUAAUUAUUGGCAACGACAUGUUGAAGAUACGUCGGCCUUCUAACGAAGGCUCAGAAACGGGUGGGGGCAGUCGCGGUCCAUCUGGUCACACCUCCCCCAUUCCUAACUCUCCCAUACAUCCAUCACGACUCAAGGCUAUUGACUAUUCCAAAAAUACUUUAGCCGUGCCCAAGUCACCAAAACAACACCAACUCCAUGGCAACCACAGAUUUGAAAAAAAAUCCUUUACCAUAUUUGGAAGUAACUGUGACGUAUGUUCUAAAGUCAUCUACUUAAAUGGAAAAGUUUGCAAGGAUUGCAAAUUUAAAUGUCAUCGAGAUUGUGCUGGGAAAGUCAAUGUGAACUGUGCCGGUGAUUACCCAGAUAGCUUCUGGGAUGGAUCACCUGUCCAGACACGGAGAGAUACAGAUCCCUACUUAGAUUCCUACCAUGUAGAUGGCCCAGGCCUGAAGCCAAACCGCUCUGUACCUGUGCUCAACUCAGACUCCAGUUCAUCCUGCAACUCCAGCACAACAUCUUCCCCCGCCCCAUACAUUAACUCUCCUGCAGGGCAUAUCGCCUCCCCUUCCCCGGGGCCCUCACCUCACAGAAAGCCCCAACAGUUUCAUUAUCCAGAUACCAAGCCAAUAAAAGUAGAUAAAUCUACAGAAACAAAUACCACUGAACCAGUGAAGAUUAGUGUAACCACAGAUACGAAUACGUCGGAUGAUAGUAAUAAAACCUUAGUAGAUAGUAACACAUCGGACAAAACUCUGCUGGACAGGGUGGACUCCAUGGACAGCCAAGAUGACCCCUUAGGUCACAGCUGGAAUAGGCAGAAUAGUUUAUCGGUUACAUUAAAAGACUGGAUUAUUCCAUUUGAGGAGGUGAAGUUAGGGGAACUAAUAGGAACUGGGUCCUUUGGUGCUGUAUAUAGGGGCCUGUGGCAUGGAGAUGUUGCCAUUAAGAUGUUAAAUAUAGACUCUGAUAUGGACACACAGGCGCAGAUGUCAGAAUUCAAACAAGAGGUGGCUAUGCUGAUCAACAAGAGACAUGAUAACCUUAUUUUAUUUGCUGGAGCGUGUAUGAAGCCUCCGGCUAUCAUAACUAGUUACUGUAGUGGUCAAACUCUGUUCAAUUAUGUGCGCAAGGAGAAGUUCCAGAUGAACAGGACAAUUAUUAUUGCAUCCCAAAUAUUACAAGGGAUGGGAUUCUUACAUGCAAGAGGGAUCUUCCAUAAGGACUUGAAAUCAAAGAAUAUAUUCUUGGAAAAUGGCAAAGUUGUGAUAUCAGAUUUCGGAUUGUUCAACAUUUCUCGGCUUUGUCAUGGAAACAGGAAAGGAGAAUGGCUGAACAUCUCUCCCGGCUGGCUCGUGUAUCUCUGUCCAGAAAUCAUUAAACGUCUCUAUGCAGGAGGCAACAAUAAGGACCUUCCAUUCUCAGAAAAGUCAGAUGUUUAUGCAUUUGGGACGGUAUGGUACGAGUUGAUAUGUGGGGAGUGGCCGUUCAAACACUAUGCUCCCGAGUCGAUCAUCUGGCAAGUUGGACACGGGCUGAAACCUGCACUUGUCUGUAUUGGGGCCUCCAAAGAUGUGAAGGAUGUUUUGAUGACAUGCUGGGCGUAUGACCGACAGGAACGACCUGACUUUAGUCGCCUAUUAAAGUUAAUGGAACGCCUACCUAAGAAACGCCUGGACCGUAGCCCCUCCCAUCCUAUACAUCUAUCGCGCAGUGCGGACCCAGUGUUCUCAACGUGAAGUGUACUCUACAUGUCUUUCUCUCAAUCAUAUACAAAAUCAUCCAAAAUGGACGUGAACAGGGCCCAGACAACAGUGACCAAGUCACAUCUCAUCCAGAGAUGGAAUGCCACAGACAGUAGUUGUCUCCCCUGUUCAACCUGUGUUGAUCUAGUGAUGACUGUCGGUGGUCGUAGCGGUCACUCACAGGUCCAAACUUAUAUAUCAUUACCUGGAGCCUUGUGUAGGAUCCUUCGUUAUCAUGUGAUAGGGGUCACCUGACCCCACGUCUGUGACCUCCCGCAGGGCAUUCCCGUGAUGGGGUGGCACUCGAUUCCUCAUGACCUACAGCUGGUGUAGGUUUCUGUGUCAUUACGUCAACAUCCAUAUAUCAUGUUAACGGUUCUUUCAUAUAUGUUGUGUAAACAUUUGCGUUAACACAUGUUAUAAUCUCUUUGUGUAUUUUCAUAUUAUCAACAUGAUUCUGUCCUGAAAUCUGUUGUUCUCUAGAGGUCACAGCAUCUGUUAACACAAUGAAUUGUGUCUACUUUUCGUGUCAUCACUUGGUGAUUUUAUAACGUCAACAUGAAUGAUGCAUAUUGGCACAGUGUUUACAUAUGUCAACAUUGUUGUUACUGUAAAUAUAUUCAUUUUGGGGGUCUCAAUUUUAGAGCAUCACCAUUUUUUUUUCCAUUUUUUUUUUACAAAUUAGCGCAAUGAUGACUUAGGGUAUCCUCAUUAUUUGCUAUAUAGAUAGCAUAUAGAAAUUGUAUGUUUUAGGGCAAUACUCCCUGUGUGAAAAAAACCCGCUAAAAUAGGACUACCACAAAAUAUAUAUGUUUGUAGUAACACUUUGUGCUUCAUUUAUAGAUAACAUGUUCACAUCAUGUAGUGUAUCCAUGUGUCAGAUUUAUAAGUCGUCUUCAGAUGACAACACAUGUGUUCAUGAUGUCGACAUGUCCAUCUUGAUACAAGUUUUCGAUGUGGACAUAUGUGAACAUUUUGUGUAAAGAAAUUGUGUCAUGUUUUAACAUUUGUUUUCAUGGAGUUUACAGUAAAAACAAUUAAGCACAACUUGUCUGUGCUAUAAAUUUAAUAUAUAUAUAAGUUAACAUUUUGUUUCGAAAUGUCAACAUUGUUAAUUGUCAACAUUUCAAAAAUAUUAUGCAUUUUGUUGAAGUGUUAACAUUUAACAUUAUAUAUUGUUAUUUUUAAAAAUGUGUUAACGCAUUGUUAUAAUUUUAUCAACACAAUUUCGACAAUGUGUUAACUUAUAACUGUUGAACUGUCAUGUUCACACUUUGUGUUAAUGCAAUAUGUAAUGUUACAUGUGUUCAGUUGUUAAGGUGUAAAUUAGUUGACAGCAUAUGUGUGUAUAUAGAGGUACAAGUGUGUAUAUGGGGUACACAUGUGCAGAAAUAUGGUACGUUUGUGUAUAUGAGAGUACAAGCAUUUGCCUAAUUUCUUGUGUAUUGCCAGAAGGCUAAAAAUUUAAAAGAUUAAUAAAUCAAAUACUUAUGGCGACCUGGUGAUGCAAGAUACUGGGGUAUAUCUACUAGAUAUUUUUAGCCAAAUAGAAAUUAACCAAUGAAAAAAUCAAUAUGGUCAUGACCCAGUGGUCCUUUGAGCGGACCGCAGCCCUGACAGAGAGUAGAUAACUAAGGGAGGGAACCAGGCUAGCUAUCUCAUGAUGUUUCAAUAUACAGAAAUACAGUUAUUUUGCUCUUUACAGGUUAUUUUGGGCAAUACAUGAAAAAUUAUAGUAUGGUUUAUUGGGUACAUGAAGAAAUGUGUGUAUAUUGGGUAACAUGUAUAUAUAAGGUAAAUGUGUAUAUGAUGUACAUGUGUGUGUAUUUGAGGGUAAGUGUGUAUAUAUUGGGUAACGUGUGUAUAUAUGAUUUAUGUAAGUGUAGGAUUAGAUGUAUUUAUAUUCUGAGUCAGUAUGGUAAUGAAGAGGAUGUCCAUGAAAUGACCUGCUGUGAUACAGGGUCUGAACAAAUGUAUGACUUUGUGAAUGCAGACAACUACUGUACACACUUACUUAUUAUAAAGACUUAAUAUCAACAUACGACUUUGUGUGAAUGUUUGACAAUUAUUACGACUGCGUAGUUUAAAAGUAUGUCAAUCUUUGCGUAAUUUUUGUGCAAAUCUCCAACUUUUGUAUGAAUUUGUUUUGACUGUAUGACUUUUAUAUAUGUCACGCGUGUGACUCAUUAAAAACGUGACUUUGUUUAAAUGUGUGACUUAAGAUGUAAAUCUGACUGUUUAGUUGUAUGACAUCAGUAAACAACUUUGUAAAAAUGUGUGAAUUAUAGAUGAAACUUAAUUAUAUGAAUUUGUAUAAAUUUUUGACUUCUAAAUCAAAUUUAUGACUUUGUUAAAAGUCAUCUUUGCUAGCCAAGGGUGUUCAGUCGAUAUUCUCCUUAAAAGGAGAGUACCGCGUUGAACACCCUUGGCUAUAGCAAAGACGUAAAAAUGUGUGACUUCUUAUAAUACCCGACUUUGUGAAAAUGUGCGACUUCUAAAUUAAAGUUAUAAAUAUAUAUAUAAAUGUGCAACUUAUAACUUAAACUUAUGACUGAAUAUAAUUUUGUGACUUAUAGAUGCACGACUUUGUAUAAAUGUGAAUAUUAGUUGUAAAUCUAUAGUGUGUAUAUGUGUAUCUAUUAAAAGUGAUGCAAAUGUGCAUAUAUGUGUUAUGCAAUUAGGUAUAAGUGUUAAAGUGAUUAUAUACUUAAAAUUGUCGUAUCACUCCACAUUGUUUUUACAAACAUUUACUUUAUCAUUAACUGUGUGUUAUGAGAUUUUAAAUAAUUGCAAAAUAUAGAAACGUGUAAAGACUUUGUAUGCAAAGUUAAGAGUUUGUGUGAUGUCAUAUAAUAUUGUGUAUAAUUACAAUGUGCUUUACGUGUCGCAGUGUGGCGUUGUGUGAAGGAUUUCAACUAAACCAAUUCUAGUGUAAUUUAUACACCACAGCACUUUAACAACACACCUCAAACAUGUUUAAUGAAUAUUUUCGUUAAAUUUUCAAUAUAUAUUGAUGUACAAUAUGCAAAAACAUAUGAAAUGGCCAGGACUAAUAUCAGUGGCCUUGUCUGUCUUUCCACCAUACUUUGAUUAGAUUGGUUUUAAGUUUUAUUCUUCCUUUGUAAUAAUUAAUGGAAGAAUUAUUUUGCUUUUAAGUUGUUUCUGGGUGUAAUGUAAUGUCCUAAAGUUAAUCAUCUAAUCAAAAUUUGUCAACACUCAGUUUGAAGUUAACCUUCUGAGCCAUGAUUUUCUGACAGAAGAUUUGGUUGAACCUAAUUAUAUAAUGAUAAUGAAUAUAUUGCUAUAUCCCAGCACUAUCUCAGAGUGGUUUAUGAAUUAUUAAUCAUGGUUAUCGGGACUUAAGCAACCAGCCAGUGUCUUUCUCAACUCUAUGCGGAGCAUACAGUCGGAGCUGCUAAUAGCUCACACAUACGAUAAGUUCAUUUACGUAACAUUCUCAGCAAUUUACCAAAUAUAUAGUAUAUGAUUGCUGGUACCCUGAAAGUCAAGAAUAUUGUACAUAUACCAGGUAUGUCAUCUGACAUUUAGACGCUAUUAAUUUUCAUGUUUAAGUGGCUUUAAUCUUCAUACUUUAAUCUGAAGUGAAAAUCCCAAUUUGUUGGUAAUACAGUUAUGAUUAAGUAUUUAUAUAUUAUGGAACGCUACUUUUCUUUUGCUGCAGGUUUUGAGUAAAAGUCACAGAUUUGUUUAUUUGUAAACAAAGUUACAAUGCAUUACCUAAACAUGGUAAAAUGUAAUAUCAUUCUGUAUUUUUUUUUUCCCCCUCAAUGUUUUUGAGUUGUGACAUAAAUGAUAUGGUAGCAAUUUGCAUACUUACUGACCAAUCGCACAAAAUAAAAAAAUUAAAUAUAUGAUACUAAAAAUUUUGUGUCCUGUACUUCACUAAAAUAUUACCAGGCCUUACAAAAUGGGGUCCUACUAUUAAUCAUUUGUUUGUGUUAAUAUAUAUAUUUGUUGGUUAAUUUUCACUUUAAACAAUAGGUUUUAAUUCUGUUAUGACUAACAAAUAUAUUUUCAAUUUUACUCUUGAUGGCAAUAUUUAUUUUUAAUCUAGAACAUAUUCAUAUAGUUCAUAUGGUCGUGACGCCGUUUUUAUCUUUUAGCUUCUACCCUAAAUUAUACACAAUGAAAUUAAACAACAUGGUAAAUAUUUUUAUCGAUCAAAUACAAAUCUGUGAUAUAAUAUCAGAAUAAUAACCAAGAUUUUAUCUAGAAUAUACAACAAGGGGUGGACAAAUACAUUGAAGGUGUCAUUUCUGUAUUCUUCCUCCUAGAAAAACUGAUAUUUUUCAACUUUUCAACAAAGAUUGGGAUAAUUUGACCUAUAUACAUGUAACCCUUAAUAUUUCCCAUGUUUGUUGUUUUACUCCCAAUCCAUAUCCAACAAUUCCCCUUUUAAAUAUUGAAUAAUGAAUCAUAGAUAGAAAUUUUAUGAAGUUUUAAUGAUGAAAUCGGGCAAAUUCUGAAUUAGAAAUGAUAACUUUAUUUAUAUUUAUUUGCAGAUUCUGUACAAAUAACUGGAUAUAUCACAGACACAACAAGACUUCCCCAGUAUUUAUAUAUCAC
Pecten maximus is the source of this 7250-nucleotide messenger RNA. RefSeq names its product kinase suppressor of Ras 1-like. Gene Ontology annotation, molecular function: ATP binding; protein kinase activity. The transcript is spliced from 20 exons. Gene Ontology annotation, biological process: protein phosphorylation. The record is from RefSeq and is a predicted model, not a curated record. Bases 42 to 2657 code for a protein of 871 amino acids. Lineage: Eukaryota; Metazoa; Mollusca; Bivalvia; Pectinida; Pectinidae.